AGUGCCCAAAAACGAACCGGAGUCGUAUGUGUGAACUGUAACACGAACACAACGACACUGUGGAGGCGAAACGGUGGUGGUGAACCGGUCUGUAACGCCUGUGGACUCUACUACAAGCUGCAUCAGGUGGAGAGACCGUUGACAAUGAAGAAAGACGGUAUCCAGACACGAAAUCGGAAAAUGUCCACCGAAAGGCAAGAAACCCAAGCAGGAUUGGAUGAUCCAGUGCUACCAGAUUAA
Molecule: messenger RNA, 240 nt
Organism: Ostertagia ostertagi
Lineage: Eukaryota; Metazoa; Nematoda; Chromadorea; Rhabditida; Trichostrongylidae
Source: the annotation of a GenBank genome assembly